This is a messenger RNA of Triplophysa dalaica, 6950 nucleotides long. RefSeq names its product nucleus accumbens-associated protein 1 (gene nacc1a). NCBI's taxonomy places the organism in Eukaryota, Metazoa, Chordata, Actinopteri, Cypriniformes, Nemacheilidae. Gene Ontology annotation, biological process: regulation of transcription by RNA polymerase II. The coding region runs from base 867 to 2540 and encodes 557 amino acids. Gene Ontology annotation, molecular function: DNA-binding transcription factor activity, RNA polymerase II-specific; RNA polymerase II cis-regulatory region sequence-specific DNA binding; protein binding. The transcript has 6 exons. The record is from RefSeq and is a predicted model, not a curated record.
CAUGGCUGAACACUCGUGCUGGCAGAUGUUCCGGAGUCAGAUCUGGUUGUUAUAAAAACGCAAUUUAACUGGCUCACUUGAAUCUGUUAACGGAAACGUUAUCGGACGAUACAGCGUUGACCGUGAUUGAUGUUGUUGUGGCGCCGAGUAGUUAAAUCAUUUUGUACUGGCGGUGUCUAACUGACCCCCCCUACUGACAGCGCUGGUUCAGUCUGGCUCGCCCCCGGUUCGUGCAUUUGUCCCGGGAUGACCUGUUGAUGUCUGUAAAAUAAGAUAAAGUGGGGGUGUCCGAACUAGCACGGAACGGCUACGGAACAUUAACUUAACAUUCCGCGGGGUUAAAAAGUAUGCAGCCGUGCACGGAGAUGAUAUUAAUCCGCCAACCUAUCCGUUGCACCGUUAAAGAUUCCCGAGUGUUGAAACGUUAACUGAGUGGCGUGGCGAACGGGGCAAGCCCUCAUUUCAGCGGUACUGUGUGCUCUCAAACCGGACCCGUCUAGGCCCGAGGAUGUAGGCACGCUCUCUCUCGAUGCGGUGCAUUGGCGAACGCGGGACAACAGAGGCAGAUGUGUACCGUAUUGGCAAACUUGCUCGUUUUAUGUGAUCAUCGGUGCGUCGCGGCGAAUUCCUCACCCGCACUGAACGCGUUUUCUCCGCGCCGUUUGUUGCUCGCUCGCAUGUAGGUGCUGCAUUUCUCAAGGAGUGGGUCAUAGUGAGCGCGUUUGCCAUCAUUCUGCUGCCCCGGCCCGUGCCAGUGGAGAACUCCGGACGGACGGGCAAAUUGACUGACACACGGUUUGCUUGCCGCCGCUAAAGCAUCAUAACACCGCUGCACGGAUUUCUGUGGCGGUGCUGGCCAUAGCGCCAUGGCUCAGACCCUUCAGAUGGCGAUCCCAAACUUUGGCAACAAUGUCCUGGAGUGUCUGAAUGAGCAGCGUCUGCAGGGACUGUACUGUGACGUCUCGGUGGUGGUAAAAGGCCACACCUUCAAAGCUCACCGCGCCGUGUUGGCCGCCAGCAGCUCCUACUUCCGUGACCUCUUCAACAGCAGCGCGGGCAGUAAGACCUCCACUAUGGUGGAGCUGCCCCCGGCCGUUCAGCCCCAGAGCUUUCAACAGAUCCUGGCCUUCUGCUACACCGGCCGCCUUAGCAUGAAUGUAGGCGACCAGUUCCUGCUCAUGUACACGGCCGGCUUCCUCCAGAUCCAGCAGAUCAUGGAGAAGGGCACAGAGUUCUUCUUGAAGGUCAGCUCUCCCAGCUGCGACUCACAGGGCCUUCACACAGAAGAGACACCCCCUUCGGAGCCUCAGAGCCCCGUUACCCAGACGGCCGUUACUCAGACGACUUCUAACGGAGUGGGUGCGGUGGCGGCUAUGGCAGCCAGUCGGCCCACGGCCUGCUUGACGCCGUUGCCUCUGGUGUCUCGGGUGAAGACAGAGCAGCCAGAGGCUUCGCCUUAUUCGGUGGUGUGCACGCCGGUGGCCAAGCGGCUGUGGGAAGGAAGCAAUCGGGAAGGCGGAGGAGGCUCGGGCGGAUCCGCCGGCGGAGGGAUGAGAAAGGCGGCUCGAUUUUCUCAAGAGAUGCCACGUGGAAGCGCCAUCCAGCAGCAAGGAAACAUGGGUCUCGGAAUGGGAACAGGGGGUCACAACGGCGGCAGCACCAAUGGCAAUGGGACAAGCAGCGCCACUCCGGAAGGCACCAGCCCUGGUACUCUGAGCGCCUACGCCAGCGAUUCUCCCAUUUCUUACCACGACGACGAGGAAGAGGAGGAGGGGGUGGACGACGGCACUGAAGAGCAGUACAGGCAGAUCUGCAACAUGUACACCAUGUACAGCAUGCUCAACGUGGGCACUGCAGCGGGUGAGCGUGUGGAAGCCCUCCCCGACCACUCGGAGACGCGGCCCAGGAUGCGCGGGCGACAGGAUCUCGCCUCUCUCCCUGCAGAGCUCAUUGCCCAGAUCGGUAACCGUUGUCAUCCCAAACUGUACGAGGAAGGUGACCCCGCAGAGAAACUGGAGCUAGUUUCAGGCACCAGCGUGUACAUCUCACGAGCUCAGCUGAUGAACUGUCACGUCAGUGCAGGCACCAGACACAAAGUGCUUCUGAGGAGGCUGCUGGCUGCUUUUUUUGAUCGGAGCACUCUGGCCAACAGCUGUGGAACCGGCAUCCGUUCCUCCACCAAUGACCCCAGCCGUAAGCCACUGGACAGUCGUGUGUUGCAUGCAGUCAAGUUUUACUGCCAGAACUUUGCCACCAGCUUUAAGGAGAGCGAGAUGAAUGCCAUCGCGGCGGACAUGUGCACAAACGCUCGGCGCGUGGUAAGGAAGAGCUGGAUCCCUAAACUGAAGCUACUGAUGGCGGAGGGCGACGCCUAUGCCAAUUUCCUUCCUGACAGCAUCAAGAUGGAAGCGGAAGGCAUGGGGGCAGAGCCUACCUAUGAAACGGCGAGCUUGGAGGGAGGCACUCCCGUGGAGACUGGAGGUUCCUCGGGCGAGUCUCUGCAGGGUGUGGGCGGAGACAAUGGCACUUUGUUUCAGUGAGUUGCCCAGCCAAGGAAAGCCCUGCCCCAUCCCCUCUGCCGCCCCACUUCCCACCCACCUCCUACCCUGCUGCGUGACUCUGGGCUCUGCUGCUUCUGCCUGGGAUGGGAAGGGAGAGUCGGGUAGGAGAUUGGAGAAGAUGGCACAGUCUGUAAAGGCUAGUGUAAGGACACAAGGGGUUUAUGAUGGGGCACAAUUUUCUUUUCAAUUGUUUUUGUUUUUGCUGAAUAACCCUUUUUUUGCACAGAAAAAGUUCCCUUUGCCUCCAUGCUCUGCUAUAAAUAUAUAGUCACGAUUCUAAGUACGUAAUUAGGACCAGAAAAGUUUUCGGAUGUCACACAAAUACAAACACUGAGGGUGAGGUUCCCUCAUUUCACUGUACUGAAAUUGAAUGUAUUAGUUUGUAGCAUCUGGCUAAGCGAGACUAGCCGAUUGUAUUUGGCCCGAGAGAGAGAGAGAGAGAGAGAGAGAGAGAGAGAGCAAAUGUGCUUGUCACAAGAUCUAAGGAACAGCAGAUGAAGAAAGCGAGGAGGAAAGGAGAAGCAGGUUGCAUAUUCUGUCUCUCGGUCUGCCUGAAACGGAAAGAAUUUGAUAUCCUCCUCUCCUUUCAUUCCUCUCGAAAGUAUGUGGGAUCUUAUUCUGCCACGUUCUUUGUUUUAUGUCGACAUUUUUCUCCUCUCCCCAUCUGCUUUUGUACUAUGUGUGAUAUAUAAAUCCAGAGUUGAUGAAAGAUGAAAGAACGUAACGGAUAAGAAUAUAUUUAUGGCCUCGCACCUUUGAAGUGCGAGAGAUGGAGGGAUUGUUUUAAAAUCUCAAAUGUAUUUUUUUUUCUCUUUUUGUUUUAAAUGUUUGUGACGAGACACCUUGCUUAGAGGCUUUAAAUGGAAACGGUAGGAAAUGGAAUAUUUUUGCAUAAGGAUUAUCAAAGAUUGGUGCUUGGUUUGACCCUCUUGAACGAUCAUGCCAUCACCGGGCCUGAAUUUGAUUGGUUCAGUCUGUUUGUUGCCAGUUUAGACAUAAAACUUGUGUCUGUUGAUUGGCGCCAUGGCUAACUAAUACAAACUCAAUGACAAAGAACUGGUUGUUUAAUCAGAUGUAGGGAGAUUCAACAUCAAAAAGUCAGAAUGACUUUGUAGGAAGCAAAUACGUUUUUAGAUUUUUUUCUGUUAGUCUUUUAGCUUUCUCCCCCCUCCAACACUUCCACACACAACACACAUUUACAGCCCGGGGGGGAAGGAAAAUUGUGCUUCUUAUUGUUAGUCACCUUACUGUCUUAAGGAUUGGGUCUGACUUUGUGUGUGUUUGGGAGUGGAGGAGGGUUUACAUUUACAUUGCCUGUGUCCCAGGAGAGGAGGUGCAGAAUGAUUAAGCCCCUCUGUGGUGUUGCCCAUCUCCCUGUUUGGGCAGCUGUGUGUGCGCGCAUGUGAGAGAGUGUGUCUGUGCUCGCUUAGGCAAGCAUGUCUGUGUCCGACCAAGUCACCAUCUGUAUACAUUCCUUGCACAUAGUUGGCAGUGUGUGUUUGCAUGUGGGUGAUGUGUUGAUCUGGGGAUUUAAGGUAUGUUUGGUUCAUUGUUUGUGUAUGGGAGGCACAUCCUGUACUGAUGCUUUUAAAGUUAUUCAGCCACCUAUAAGUUGCUAUAACCUGUGAACUUUUGCAUAUGCUCAGAUUUCCAUCAGGAUUUGAAUGGGAUCACAGGUGAUGUCUUAAUGUUCGGUCGGGCAUGGCUUUAAAUGCACAUGCCAGAAAUGUGAUACUUUAGGCUAUUUUAAUAUUUCAUGCCUUAGUUAUCUCAGCCUUUUAGGCUGUGUGUGUGUGUGUGUGUGUGUGUGUUGUAUCUUUGCGUGUUGGGCCACUGAUCUCCUGGGAAGUACAGUAGCUGCCCCCUUUCCUAUAGAGGAUAUUGACCUCUUUGCACCUUUUCGUAGACUGAACUAGAGCUUUUUGCACCUUUUUUGUAGAGGAGAGUGUUGGAUUGUGCACCUUUUUUGUAGAGCGUAUUCGAUGGUUUUUGGACUAAAUUCGUGGAUGUUUAUGCGUCUGGUCUGGAACAGGAUGCACCCCUGUGUACGACCAGCCACGCUGAAUACUGAUGUACAUAUUGAAGAGACUCUUGAACAGAUUUUGACCGUGUUUUUAACAAGCCGUUUGUCUUUUUAAUUGAUGGCUUACAUUAGGUCUUACACCCCUUUUGUUUUAGCUCAUGUUUACUCUUUUUUUUUUUUUAAACUAUUUUAUUUGUAUUAUUUGCAUAACCAAGUCUGGCUUACCUGCUGUUUGUAUAUCUGGGAAUUAUUUGUUUGUUUCAUGAGCUCAUGUCGUAGCAAAUAAAGUGAACUAUGGGCAAGUUUACUUCUUAAAGCAGUCUGGUUCAAGAAAGUGACCUCCGUUUUGGACCAGAAAACAAAAUGCCUCUUUUGCGAAAAUAUAUAACAUUGACAAGCCUACAAAUUCUGCCUUUAAAAAUUUCACACAGAUGUGCAUGCAUCCCUUUUCAUUUACUUUCUAUUCUUUUAACAGACCAAGUGUACUGUAUUUACUUUUAAAAAAUACUACUAAUUCAAGGUGAAAGAGUUGACUUGCCAAGUUUUUUAAGGAUACAAUAUAGAGAUGUUUGCCUGGUGAUCGAGUACUGAGUAUUUUUUCAUUUCUUUGUAUGGACUAAAGUGCUGGGAAGGUGAGGCCAGAGUGAGGGAUAUACUGGUGCUAUGUAUGCUAUUCUUUAGAUGUUAAAGGCCUGCUGGGUCACUGGUGCCUUUUGAGGAGGAUUGUGGGAGACGGAUCGUAUAUGCGUGUGUCUCGGGGUGGGGCGUCGAGUCUCCUCUCGCUGGAUAUGACUGUGCCAUUGUUUAUGCGUCCUCCAUUUUGAUGGCACAGAUCACAUAUGCUGCAUGCAUUGCUGGAGAGGAAACACCGUGUUCAUGCGCCACCUGUUUUCUGUGUGUUGCUACUGCAGCUUAGAUGUACCACUUACAGUCAACACCAGGUGGUGUCAUACCUGAGAAAAAUGACUUCUGGUAGAAUGAUGAAAGAUUUGCUCCUGUUGAGAAGUUCAAGAUGAAGUGUGUAAUUUCUUUCAAUUUAUAAAAUGACUGCAGCUGCUUAGCACAAAACAUUGCUCUGUUUAUUUGAGCAAUAUUCCCUGACCAGUGAGGGGGGACGGGGGUCUGUUUGUGAAAGUUUGGUCACACCGGUGGCACAGAAAAGUAUACACUUCACCUUCAAAAAGUUUUUUUGUCUUUAUUCCCUAUUUUUUUUACUCCCCAGCAUACAAAAGAUUUUUAAGGGAUGUGUAUAGUAGAAACUAAGGGACCAGUGUUGAUCAUAAAAGGCCAGGAUGUUCAUAUCACACUGCCUGUCUGUCUGAUCUCUGUGCCUGAAUAAAGCACCUUUGCAGGGGUUCACGUUCAUAGACCUUCUCCUGGCACCUUGCAAUUCAGUCUGACUGUGUCUCAGAGAGCAGAUAGAUAUCAUAGCAGACGCUUGUGUGGGUGGAGAAAGAGUGUGAGAGUUUAAGUCAAAAAAAAAUUCUUGUAGUACAGUCUGUUGGUGUACCAUGUAUUGUUGGUCAGUGGAAUGAAUGGUCACUAAAGGCGUGAAAGGUUAAAGAGGAGUGUUUAAAAAUCGAAUGAGUAAAUACAUAUAAACAGUGACUGUUCCGUCUAUAAAAGCAGAAAUCGGUCUUGUCUGUUCUGGGGUGACAGGCUGCCUGUAUUUGCAGGUUGUUCUUUGGCUUGCAGAUUUUCUAUGUUUUGUCAACCUAAGCCUCUUUACCCAGAGUGCAGCACUGCUAUUUCAUUCUAAAUAACAGAUAUAUCACGUAAAGAUACUCUCACCUCUUUCUCUGCAUUCUGUUCCAGCCCACCCAACUUUCUGCUUUCAGUCUUCUCCCUGAUAUGAGAAUGGUAAUGAUGAUAACCCAACUUUGCAGAUGUUUUGGAAAAGUAGCGCGACAGCCAGAUAAAUUCACGUCCGGACACGAUAUCACGAAUUACAGAGAAAUACAGACAGGAUGGGGGAUGACUUCAGUUUGCUUGAAAGCUCAAAUCAACAAACUGGUUGUAAACCUUUUUUUACGAUGCAGUGUCUCACUUUCUAUAACUACAUCCCUAUACAAAUCUAUAUACUGUAUAUUACAUAGAAGCACUAAUGAAGUUUGAUUGUUAGUCGUGCACUAUCAGCAUGAGUUGUAAUCCAUACCCAGCUGUGCUCAUGCAGUGACCCUGUAAUGCCAGUGCUCAUCCACUCCAUUCUGUCUGUGUUCAAAGUGCCAAUAACUUUGUGAAUCCCUAACUGUGACCCAAUAUUAUCAAAAGUAAUUGCACAUUAACUACUGUAAAAACAAAAAAAGAGUAAGAGAAAAGUCAAAGGAUACAGCUGAAUAUCUUAAUAAAAGUUUGUAACAAAGGUU